This is a messenger RNA of Raphanus sativus (radish), 834 nucleotides long. Its product is annotated as protein RALF-like 34. The record is from RefSeq and is a predicted model, not a curated record. Lineage: Eukaryota; Viridiplantae; Streptophyta; Magnoliopsida; Brassicales; Brassicaceae. The transcript has a single exon. Bases 134 to 526 code for a protein of 130 amino acids.
AUUAAUUAGAACUCCUCAAGAAGCGAAGCUUCACAGCUGUAUAAUCUCUCAAGUCACCUCAUCUCAUGUGACCACCUGCUGCUACUCUCUUAUUCUUAUUACUCGCUGCCUGCCUCUCAUCUCUAGCAUUGCCAUGGCAGCUCCGUCUCUUAACCUCCUCCUUACCAUUGUCUCUCUUCUCUUCAUUUCACUCCCGAGAUUUGAAUCUCUCCCCGAAAACCCUUCCGUGGUUCUCCUAGGCGACGGACUCGAAUGGGCGACCUCUCACGGCGACGCAUUCGACUUUGAAAGCUUUGAAGAUGCAGAAGAGGAAGAUGACGACGUCGGUGUUGCUGUUGCAGAUCGACGGUCAUUGUACUGGAAGAGGAGGAGAUACUACAUCUCGUACGGUGCAUUGUCAGCGAACAGAGUCCCGUGUCCUCCAAGAUCUGGAAGAUCUUACUACACUCACAACUGCUUCAGAGCUAGAGGUCCAGUUCAUCCCUACACUCGAGGCUGCUCCUCCAUCACUCGUUGCCGGAGGUAGAAACAAAACAUCUGCUCUGCUUUUGUCCGUCCCCUGGUAUUUUCGUAAUAUUGUUGUAAACCGUGAUUUAAUUACGUUCCUACAACUUAAUUAAGACAUAGGAUUAUUAUUAUUAUUAUUACAGUGCUAUUUCAAUGUAUCAAACAUUAUGGUGAUUACUGAGGUCACGUGGUUUUUGGGUUUGUAAUUUCGCCUACUGAACUUGUGUUUUUUGUCGGUUGGUUUUAAAUUAUUAUUUUUGUACUACUGUUUAUGAACUUAAAGUCACAUGUAUUUGGAUUUUUCUAUGUAUGAUAAUGUUCCCAACC